GACGAGAUGAUUCAACUGCUGCUGCUGGUGGGGUUCGUGCUCGGAGGUUACUUCCUCCUGGUCAGCACCCUGUUCAGGAGGUCCACAUGUAAAGGGAACGCCGGGAUGGCCGGGAAGACCGUCAUCAUCACAGGAGGAAACACCGGCAUCGGCAAAGCCACGGCGUUGCAUCUGGCCCGGAGGGGGGGCCGAGUGAUCCUGGCCUGCAGGAACCGAGACAAGGCUGCAGCCGCCAUCACAGAGAUCCAGCAGGAAACGGGGAACUCAGAGGUUCUGUACAUGCAGCUGGACCUGGCCAGUCUGAAGUCUGUUCGCUGCUUUGCUGAAACGUUCCUCAAAGCCGAGUCCAGACUGGACCUGCUGAUCAACAACGCAGGUCUGGUGGCGGACGGACGGACCGAGGACGGCUUCGGCAUCGAGUUCGGCGUGAACCAUCUGGGCCACUACCUGCUGACCGUCCUGCUGCUGCCGCGGCUGAAGGAGUCCGGAGGAGGCCGGGUGGUGACGCUGAGCUCCAUGGCUCAUCGGUGGGGAACCGUUGACUGUGAGGCUCUGGCGGCGAACCGACACCUGGGCACCGGCAGGUACAGCUGGCAGUUCUUCCACGCCUACUGCAACAGCAAGCUGUGCAACGUCCUCUUCACCCACGAGCUCGCCAAGAGGCUGCGAGGGAGCAACGUCACCUGCUACAGCGUCCACCCAGGUGUGGUCCGGACCGAGCUGUCCCGCAACGUCAGCCUGUGGCAGAAGGUCUUCAUCGAGCCCGUGGCCCGGCUGCUGUUCCUGGACCCGGAGGCCGGCGCCCAGACCACGCUGCACUGCGCCCUGCAGGAGGGCAUCGAGCCGCUGAGCGGGCGCUACUUCGCCUGCUGCGAGGUGCAGGAGGUGACGGACCGGGCCAAGGACGACGCCGUGGCCCGGAAGCUGUGGGAGGUCAGCGAGAGGCUGUGUGGGCUGUCCUCAUAGAGACUGGAGGAGCACCUGGGCCAGGUGGGCCAGGUGUUCCAGGUGUUCCAGGCCUCGCUGUGCUGCCAUCUGGUGGCCGAAGCCUCCAACUGUCCUUUAACGCACCGAGCUUCACCUCCAUCAGUCACUCCUAGAAACUCGGUGAACAUGAGCUUCAUGUAAUCGUGAAAAAAAAACAACGUUGGAGGAUUAAGAAAGAAUAAACACACUGGUUGUGUGUUUGCAGUGAUUUUGUCUCUUUUUCAGUUACUGUUGUGUCUUUUUGUCGUCGUCGUGCAUCUUCUCUGCUUGUUGUGUCUCUAUGUGGUCGUUGUGUGUCUCUCUGUGUUGUGUGUCUUUGACUUUCUGGUUUUUCUUUGUGGAUUUGGAGCACUGCUCUGAGUGUCAACGUGUCAUAUUUCAUGUAAACCUGUAAAUUAAACGGUUUUACAUUCACAACAUUUGAACUGAAGUGCAGUAUUCGAGUAAAUGUACUUUGUAGUUUGAAGUCUGUUUUUAUAUAAAUCUGUAUGAUGAGAAAUGCUGCUUGUGUGUUGCUGCAGAUCAUUUAGAAGAAUCUGUUCCUUCAUACGGUGCAUGUUGUGUAUGUGAUUGUGUGUUUGUUCAGACUGUAGUGACUCUGGAACAGAACCUGCCUCAGCGCCACGGUUCUGAUAGAGACGAGCCGUGGUUUUAGUGAAACUUGUAUUUUUAAACUAUUUUUCUCUGAAGCAGAUGUAAACCUGGUCACAUGCUUGUAGCUUCACUGUUUGUCCUACAGUCAAUAAAACUGAUCUGAAGUCUG
Molecule: messenger RNA, 1750 nt
Organism: Stegastes partitus (bicolor damselfish)
Lineage: Eukaryota; Metazoa; Chordata; Actinopteri; Pomacentridae
Product: dehydrogenase/reductase SDR family member 13-like
Exons: 6
Coding region: 7-966 (319 amino acids)
Source: RefSeq, a predicted model, not a curated record